AAGGAUAAUUCAUGCAUGCUGUGUCAUAGUUUGGGAGAAAUUCUAAAUGAGCAGAACUCUUCUGGGGGUUUUUGGUCAUCACUUCAAAUUGUGAAAAAUUCAUAUCUUUCAUUGGUUUUUUUCAGUUUUACAGAAUUUUUGGAUCCAUUCCAGCGAGUGAUCCAGCCAGAGGAGAUCUGGCUGUACAAAAAUCCCUUGGUGCAAUCAGACAACAUCCCCACACGGCUCAUGUUUGCAAUUUCCUUCCUCACGCCGCUCGCAGUCAUUUUUGUGGUGAAAAUAAUCCGUCGAACAGACAAGACCGAAAUUAAAGAGGCUUUCUUAGCUGUUUCCUUGGCUCUAGCCCUGAAUGGUGUCUGCACAAAUACUAUUAAAUUAAUAGUGGGAAGACCGCGUCCCGAUUUCUUUUACCGCUGCUUUCCAGAUGGAGUCAUGAACUCUGAAAUGCACUGCACAGGUGAUCCAGACCUGGUCUCUGAAGGCAGAAAAAGCUUUCCAAGCAUCCACUCUUCCUUUGCAUUUUCAGGCCUUGGCUUCACCACGUUCUACCUGGCUGGAAAGCUGCACUGCUUCACGGAGAGCGGCCGGGGGAAGAGCUGGAGGCUCUGUGCAGCCAUCCUGCCCCUCUACUGUGCCAUGAUGAUCGCCCUGUCACGGAUGUGCGACUACAAACACCACUGGCAAGAUGCUUUCGUUGGAGGGGUGAUUGGCCUCAUUUUUGCUUAUAUUUGCUACAGACAGCACUACCCUCCUUUGGGCAAUACAGCCUGUCACAAGUCUUAUGUCAGCCUGCUGGAUCAGAACUCAGUGAAGAAAGAGGAGAGACCCACAGCAGACAAUGCCACUGGGCUGCCUCUGGAGGGAAUCACUGAAGGUAUCCUGUGAAAAAUGCAGGCAAAAUAUUCCAGACCACACCCUGGCAUUUGAACAUUUCUUGGAGCAAUCAAGAUAAUGUUGAUCAACGACCACAAUUACGGUGCUUCAGACUGGAGGAGACUGCUGCCAUGAUUAUAAUUUCUGUGUUCCUGUUGGAAUAUGCAUCAGCCUCGUAGACAUUUUGUGAUUCAAACAGCUCAAUGUCUUUAUGUAAGGCUUGCCAUUUAUUUUCCUCAAAGCAAAGCUUUGUAGAUUUUUUUUUUUUUUGAGAAGAGCUGCUUCCUGAUUGGCAACACUUGAAUUUUUAUAAAAAGCAAGUAAAUUAGGGUCCCCUUAAAAAUAAACCUAAUAACUGUGUACAAGAGGAUGCAACCUUGCUGUGUAUAAAUGUAGAUGGUAUUUGGAAAUGGCUAUAAAUAGGAAGUGACAUUAAGGAACAGAAGGUAACAGGAGUGAACCCGAGAGGUUCUGUAGAAAUCAGAAAAAAGCAAAGCUGGUACAGUUUAACUGAGCCAGAGGGAGGAUGCUUCACUUACAGAAUUCUGAGCUCUACAGCAGAGACAGUUGAAUUUAGCUGUGGUUUUCCUGGUGAAUAUACAGUAAUUCACAAUACCAGCAUCAGCAAAGCAAAAUUACUUGUUACUUGCACUGGAUUUGACAGAACAUUCCUCUGGUGUGGUUGAGACCUUAUUCUAGAAAUCCACAGAGUUCAAUGGAGGUUUAAUCUUCCUAUGAAGUUUUUAAACCAUCCUACAGAAUUCUGUAACAAAUAUAGUUUUCUAUUACUUCAUGUGAGAGGAUUAUUGAGAGCCCCAGAGCCAGGGUGAGGCUUAGCCAUCAGCUCUUUCUUUCAGCAGGAACCCUAGUCUUCCAGGUUAUAUGCAAAUGUUAAAAAAAGAAUAAAUCUUCAAUCAAAAUUAGAAGUUUAAUACUGAUGCAUAGAGCAUUUUGCAUGUUUUUAUAUAGAUCUGGCUUAUUCUCAAAAUGGAGUGGGGCCUUCUAACUGUGCUGUACACAUUCUCAGUAUUUUAAUGGCUUUUAGUGCAGGCAGGCUGUUCUUGGGAGAAGGAAAAUCUCUUCCAGCCCUCAAGUGAGUAGUGGCUGCUAAAGGAUUGGAACAUGAAGUGUAAUACAGCAUAAAACCUGAAAUUGCAGGAGUAAUUGGUGAUCUCAGAAAAGCAGUAAAGAAUAACACAUUUUAAUGGGAAUAAUUCAAUUGAGAGUCAUAAAGGAGACAAUGUAAAAGGUUUGAUUAAAAUGUAAUUAAAAUUAUGAAAGACUUAAUGGAAUGAAACUUGUGGAGGGAUCUGUAGGUGCCACAAUCAGCAGUGCAAAGUCAGCGUAGGGAAGGCAUUUUUGUGGAUCAAUGUAUUUUACUCUCAUGCUUUCUCAAUGUGAAGGAAAUGUAAUGUUGUAAUGCACCAAUAAAACAACACAUGAAUGUGGGUUUGUA
Zonotrichia albicollis (white-throated sparrow) is the source of this 2329-nucleotide messenger RNA. The record is from RefSeq and is a predicted model, not a curated record. Lineage: Eukaryota; Metazoa; Chordata; Aves; Passeriformes; Passerellidae.